Messenger RNA from Laetiporus sulphureus 93-53, 558 nucleotides. RefSeq lists its product as uncharacterized. NCBI's taxonomy places the organism in Eukaryota, Fungi, Basidiomycota, Agaricomycetes, Polyporales, Laetiporaceae. The transcript is spliced from 2 exons. The coding region runs from base 67 to 303 and encodes 78 amino acids. The record is from RefSeq and is a predicted model, not a curated record.
AUCCACCGUCAGCACAAGCUAAAUCCUCGCUGAACGUCCUGCCAGCGCUUGACGCCGAUAAGAAACAUGUCCUCGUUCAACCUGAAUGUCACCGUGAACCUCCGUUCCGUGCGCAAUACGACCGUCACGCAGACGAUAACUGCAACGGCAACGGGAACAUCCACUGAUACCGAUACUCCUCCUACGCCGGAGAAGACAUCCGAUUCUGUGAAGAAGGUUAUGCCUACGGGUAAAAAGCCCACUGCAGUCAAAGUCGUCGCCAAGACUCCGGCUCCGAAGGAAAUGGCGAUGUCGAAGCUUUAAAGGACUAUUCUGCACGAAUUAUUCUACGCGCAGCCUGCGAGCAGUAAGAGGCUGAAUUGGACCGCCAGAGUCAUGGAAUUGAUGUCCAAAAUAUCGAAAAGGGAGGAAAUCUGGUGUGUAGGCGCGUACUACGCUGCAUUGUCAAGGCGUACACUUUGUUGGAUAGGGCAGCAGAGUACAAACCGUCACUUUUUGUAAUUUUCUUCUCUGGUUUAGAACCAGACGACGCGUUGACUUGUCAGACUCAUUCCGGAC